AUGUCCGACGCCGAGAUCGAGUCCGAGCCGACGAGCCCAUGGCGGCUGGACGGCUACCGCGCCGUCGUCACCGGCAGCACGAAGGGCAUCGGCCUCGCGACCGCGCGCGAGUUCGUCGCCCUGGGCGCUUCCGUCCUGAUCGUCGGGCGAGACAUCGAGUCCGUCCUCGACGUCGUGAACGGCGAGUUCGUCACCGGCGCCGCGCACGCGUUCGCGGGGGACAUCUCCACGCCCGCGGGGAGAGCCGAGCUGGUGGACGAGGUCGCCGCGCUGUGGCCGGACGGGAUCGACAUCUUGGUCAACAACGCGGGGACGAACGUGCGGAAGGCGGCGCUGGACGCGACCGACGAGGAGUACGAUCGCAUCAUGGAUCUGAACCUCCGCGCGACGUACGAGCUCUGCAGGGCGCUGCACCCGGCGCUGCGAAACGCGCCGAGCGGGCGACCGACGAUCGUGAACGUCGCGUCCGCGGCGGGCGUGCAGAGCACCGGCAGCGGCGCCGCGUACGCGAUGAGCAAAGCCGCGGUGAUUCAGCUCACGAAGACGCUCGCGUGCGAGUGGGCGCCGCGCGUUCGCGUCAACGCCAUCGCGCCGUGGGUGACGUGGACGCCGCUGUUAGAGAACACGAUCGACGCGGACGCCACGGGGCAUCAGCGCGAGAGUUUACGGAAGGCGGAGCGCGCGACGCCGCUGGGGAGAGCGGCGCGCGCGGAAGAGAUGGCGGCCGCGAUCGCAUUCUUCGCGAUGCCGGCGUCGAGUUACGUCACGGGUCAGACGUUGAGCGUGGACGGGGGGUUGCUCGUGGAGGGGUUCGCGGGCGCGUGCGUGGACCGAGGAGAGGGGGAGUGA
Micromonas pusilla CCMP1545 is the source of this 849-nucleotide messenger RNA. RefSeq names its product tropine reductase i (gene TR-1). Gene Ontology annotation, molecular function: oxidoreductase activity. The record is from RefSeq and is a predicted model, not a curated record. The transcript has a single exon. Lineage: Eukaryota; Viridiplantae; Chlorophyta; Mamiellophyceae; Mamiellales; Mamiellaceae. Bases 1 to 849 code for a protein of 282 amino acids.